CUCGAACUCUGGAUCAUGUAUUGAACAACAUUUUUUAUCCUGCUAAAGUUUAACCAUUCUCAGCUACAAAUUUAUCCUUUCACCGGCCUAUGUCAGAAAUUCACGCAAAUGCAAUAUACUGGGAAAACAUCGUGCUGGGUCUAAAUGCAGAUAAUAUGCGGUGGACAUUGAUUGAUGAUUCCACCUAUGCAUCUCAAUUAUUUUCUUUGGCAGAGGGGCCAGUAUUAUCGGCCAGUAUAACGAUAGCCUUGCGUGGAUUGUUCUGGAACGUAGGCAUCUAAAACACAAGCACAAAUAUCGUGCUAAUCAUUUAGCUCAAUGUCACCCGAAGGGCGCGCUUGAAUUUCGUCACGUGGGGAAGAUAACAACUAUUUAACUGCCAAAAAUGCAUCGUACUUGAGUCAAGCAGUCUGAACUAUUAAAGAUUGGUAGACAAUUCACUCUACAGUCGCUUUCAUCUGUUCUUUUGGAUAUUCUUGCUUUAGCCCACCAUGAGGAAUCCUUGGAUCGAGACCCCUCUGAUCGAAUCCGCCGCUUUAUCGAAGACAGCCGGAUGGUAUGAAUUCUGGCCUGUUUCCCCAAAGCCAUCUAAAGCUAAUUGCACCCCUGUAGUAAAGUAUUCUUGAAACUAGACCUACUGCAACCAUCGGGGUCUUUCAAAUCGAGGUAACUGUGCCCGAAAGAUAGAGCUUCACGAAGGACAUGGCUAACACUUCCACAGAGGAGUCGGCUUUCUGAUCCUCCACAGCCGUCUGGACCCAGAAAACGAUGGCAAGCAACUCCACUUCUACAUCGCUUCAGGAGGCAACGCAGGCCUCGCAGCCGUCCUCGCAGCUCGAGACAUAGGAUGUCCAUGCACGGUGGUCGUACCGCAUAGCACGAGUUCGGCCAUGAUCACCAAACUACGUGCGAUCGGCGCUACGGACGUAAUCCAGCAGGGAAAUAACUGGUUCGAGGCCGACAGCUACCUACGACAGAACUUCAUCGACAACCAAGAUCAACAGUCCGACGCGGCGAAACAGAAGAACAUCCACCUGCCGCCUUUCGAUCACCCCAAGGUCUGGGAGGGUGCGGCGACCAUGGUGGAGGAAAUUGCACGCCAGUUGCCCCCGCUAGAAGAGUCUACGAGCGAUGCUUUCCCCGCAGAUGCGAUUGUGUGUAGUGUGGGCGGCGGAGGCUUGUUUAACGGCAUCGUUGGAGGGCUGGAAACGUGUCUGCAGUCUCGGAAGACGGGCGCGGGCAAAGAUGUCUACGUCGUGGCCACCGAGACCGAGGGGGCUCAUUCCCUGGCGCAUUCGAUCCAACACGGAAGUCUGCAGUCACUCCCGGCGAUUACUUCGCAAGCCACUUCGUUAGGGGCGGUGCGCGUAGCUCCUCGGACCUGGCAGUAUGCGCAGGCACCGCCGGCCGGCGUGAAGGUUGUCAGCGCCGUCGGGUCGGACGCCGAUGCUGCGCAAGGCGUGGUGCGUUUGGCGGAUGAGCACCGAUUGCAGGUGGAGCUGGCGUGCGGGAUCAGCGUCCAAAUUGCCACCACGAAGACAUUGCGAGAGCUGGUGCCGGAUUUGAAGCCACAGAGUCGCGUGGUGGUGGUUGUAUGCGGGGGCAGCAACGUGACGGCGGAGACAAUUGCGGAGUAUCGGCAGAAGCUGAACGAGGGAUGGGCAUAACUACUAUGCAGUAUUAUAUAAUU
This is a messenger RNA of Aspergillus melleus, 1690 nucleotides long. RefSeq names its product putative L-serine dehydratase. The record is from RefSeq and is a predicted model, not a curated record. Gene Ontology annotation, molecular function: L-serine ammonia-lyase activity; threonine deaminase activity. Lineage: Eukaryota; Fungi; Ascomycota; Eurotiomycetes; Eurotiales; Aspergillaceae. The transcript has a single exon. Gene Ontology annotation, biological process: L-serine catabolic process; L-threonine catabolic process. The coding region runs from base 891 to 1667 and encodes 258 amino acids.